AUGCAGUUCGUCGCCUCUCACACUCGCAUUUCAAUCCCUAGACUCUACGUUGUUCACGUAGAAAAGGAAACCGGUUCUAUUUUCAUUGAGAUGGCCUACAUCAAAGGCGCAUGCCUAGAAAGUGCCUGGAACCGCUUGUCGACAGGCGAGAGAGAUACCGUCUUCGUCGACAUCAAACAGCAUCUUUCCUGGCUUCGCGAGCUACAACCUCCAGCACAGGACAUAGUCUCGUCUGCUUAUGAGAACCUUGCCUAUAACUGCCGGAUCGGAGCUCGGUCUUUCGGUCCUAUGCACCAGCACGAAUGCCAUUCAUUAGCACGAGAGCAUAUUAUGGAAGACGUCGCGCCGUUCCUUAGCCAGAAGGUAUCAGAAAUCCACAAGAUCAUUCAGGCGUAA
Messenger RNA from Fusarium sp. VM40, 396 nucleotides. The record is from the annotation of a GenBank genome assembly. NCBI's taxonomy places the organism in Eukaryota, Fungi, Ascomycota, Sordariomycetes, Hypocreales, Nectriaceae.